GCCACCCACAAACGGAGGCACAGAGAACACUCUCUUCAACACAUAACCCUCCCCAUCUUCAAUGAAUUCAAUCUCUGGUUUCGGUUCUGACUACAUCUUCUCCACGGAUUUCCGUGGAAUCUCGCCUUCCUUGGCCGGAGAAAACGUUGCCGAUGCAAUGUGGGGAGAUGAAAUCUCGCCCUUCGUCGGGCAUGGAGCUAUCAAUACAACGCCUCCGGCGUCUGACGUGGUGCCGUCUUUUUAUGGGAUACCGUAUCCUGAGAGGCUUGGAGUUCCAGCUGUAGAUGUUGCAGAGUCUGCGUUGCCGGAAUUCGACAUGGGUUUAUGUGGCAUUACCGGAAUUCAGAGUCUUGGGUCUGGAUACCAACCGGAUGUUUAUGAGUUCGGAGAUAAUAAACGCAAUGCGUUUGCGUCAGAUUUCCGGCAGGUUCACACUGGUGGCGAUGUUUGGGCAAUUCAAGGAAAUUCAAUACCAGCAGUUGAAGAAAGAAAUCUCAAAGUUGGUCGAUACACAGUAGAAGAGAGGAAGGAUAGAAUCCUCAAGUACUUGAAGAAGAGGAACCAAAGGAACUUCAACAAAACCAUUAAGUACGCCUGCCGAAAAACUCUAGCUGACAGGCGGGUCAGAGUUCGUGGGAGAUUUGCAAGGAAUAACGAUGUGUGUGAAGAAGCUACAUCGAUGAAGAACAACAAUAACGAUAGCAGUCAUCAGGACGAAGAAGAAUACUAUGAUGAUGGCUCCCAGAUGAAGCUAAAUGAAGAAGAUUGGUUGCAAGAAGCUGUGACAAAUCUCAUGUAUCUACCUAUUUUUUCUGGAUGAUUUGGUGGAACCUGAUGUAAAAAGGAAACUUAGUAUUACAAUUUAAAGCUGUCUAAUUAUUUGAUAGAAUAAUUUCACUUUGUAGAAGAUGAAAAGGGGGAAAAAUUAGAAACUUGGAUGGUUUAAGAACCAGUGUCUAUUUAAUAUUCUUGAGUAAACUGGAAACGCCUUGUUUUCAAUUCUAUCUUCAUAUCAAGGGGACCCAAGUUUUUUGUUCGUUUUUUUUUUGAAAAGCAAGGGGACCCAAGUUGUAACGCUUUCUUUUCAUAUAUAAAACAAA
Nelumbo nucifera (sacred lotus) is the source of this 1100-nucleotide messenger RNA. It is a transcript of the gene ASML2, whose product is annotated as activator of spomin::LUC2. The record is from RefSeq and is a predicted model, not a curated record. Gene Ontology annotation, molecular function: DNA-binding transcription factor activity; protein binding. Lineage: Eukaryota; Viridiplantae; Streptophyta; Magnoliopsida; Proteales; Nelumbonaceae. Gene Ontology annotation, cellular component: nucleus. Gene Ontology annotation, biological process: regulation of flower development.